Nipponia nippon (crested ibis) is the source of this 816-nucleotide messenger RNA. The record is from RefSeq and is a predicted model, not a curated record. NCBI's taxonomy places the organism in Eukaryota, Metazoa, Chordata, Aves, Pelecaniformes, Threskiornithidae.
AUGCUGUCUUUUGUUUCUAGCCCUGAUUAUCUGAGAUCAGCUGAAAUGACUGAAGUGAUGAUGAACACCCCAACUAUGGAUGAGAUCGGGCUAAGCCCCCGCAAGGAUGGCUUGUCGUAUCAGAUCUUCCCUGAUCCCUCAGACUUCGACCGUUACUGUAAGCUGAAGGACCGCCUGCCCUCAAUCGUGGUGGAGCCAACGGAGGGUGACGUGGAGAGCGGUGAGCUGAGAUGGCCACCCGAAGAGUUCCUCGUGCAGGAGGAGGAGGAAGAGGAGGAAGAAAACUGUGAAGAUGCAAAGAAGGACAACAAGGAGCAAUAAAUGGUAUCUGAGGAAAGGCAAGGGACUGCACCCUUCUGAAGGAAGAGCCACACUUCUUUUGAAAGUCUUUUUAAAAAAAAAAGACAAGUUCAAUUUUGCACCUGCGAGAUCUUAGUUUUUUUGUAUUCUCUGUAUUGAGAACUGAAGCCCUCGGUGUCACCAGACCUCCUGAGGAAGGAAGGAAGUAACGCAGAGAAAUGUUUGCUGUUCUCGAGAUCACUAUCUGUAUUUUUCCGAGGCGGAGGCAGCAGUGAAAUUCCAAGCACAUGGCAAAGGGUGACCACGCGAGGACCGCUGGAGGGGGGAGCUUGGGGAGGGGGAGGAAAGUCAGAGGCGGCAGCGUUUGGCCGGGAGCUGCCUCCAGCUAAAAGCGUGAGAACAGAGCCGUCAUCUCUCAGAUUUGCCUUUCUUACAGCUUCCAUUUUGUGUGUCGGGGGGUGGAAGGGUGUCCGUAGCAAAGAAUGGCUAAAUGCUCUACUGACGAGGGGCCUGUAG